Arabidopsis thaliana (thale cress) is the source of this 1470-nucleotide messenger RNA. It is a transcript of the gene CLE44, whose product is annotated as CLAVATA3/ESR-RELATED 44. The transcript has a single exon. The coding region runs from base 260 to 598 and encodes 112 amino acids. Gene Ontology annotation, biological process: xylem development; phloem or xylem histogenesis. Gene Ontology annotation, cellular component: extracellular region. Gene Ontology annotation, molecular function: receptor serine/threonine kinase binding. NCBI's taxonomy places the organism in Eukaryota, Viridiplantae, Streptophyta, Magnoliopsida, Brassicales, Brassicaceae. The record is from RefSeq and is marked reviewed.
UUUUUUUCUUCAAAGGCUGAACAAUCUUUGAUGCGAUGUUUUCCAACAACAUCUUUAUUAUACCAUUAUUAGAUUAAAGUGCGUGUGUGGAAAUUUGAAUAUCUCUCUCUCUCAUAAUUAGCUCAUCAAGCUCCUCCUUCAUUUUCUUAUUCGUACUAGAUUUCUCUUUUGCCUUUUUAUUUGGUAGAGCUCUGCUGGUUCAUGGAUAUUGAGCCCUGCUUGAAGUUUUGGGGGGUGUUUUUUUCUUCUUUAUAAUUGCAUGGCAACUACAAUUGAUCAAACCAGCAUCAAGUCAUUGCAUUUCCAUCAAGUCAUCCGUUUGAUCAUCACAAUCAUCUUCUUAGCUUUCUUAUUUCUCAUUGGCCCUACAAGUUCCAUGAAUCAUCACCUUCAUGAAUCCUCAUCUAAGAACACUAUGGCUCCUUCCAAGAGGUUCCUUCUACAACCUUCCACUCCAUCUUCAUCUACUAUGAAAAUGCGUCCAACAGCUCACCCUAGACGCAGUGGCACUUCUUCUUCUUCGGCGAGGAAGAGGAGGAGAGAGUUCAGAGCUGAAGCUCAUGAGGUUCCAAGUGGUCCAAACCCUAUCUCCAACUAGGUGAGCAACCGGUUUUUUGGGUAAGGUAAUUUAAUUAAUUAAAUAUUUGGGGUGUUUGGAGAUGAGUUAAUGUAUAUUAUUAAUAUUGAAUUUUGUAAUGGAUGGAGAGAAUUGUCAUGGAUUCUUAAUUAUAUAUCUAUGUUUCCUUUACGAAUUUCCCUUCUUCGUUUAUUGAAAUCUUUUGAUCUUCGUCUUCUAAGUUUUGGAAGUUAGCAUUGUAUGAGAAAAGGAGAGACAAAUACUUUUCACAUGUGUAUGUAUCCAUCUGUAUAUAAUUCCCUCACAUUUCUGUUUUAUUUCUUUUAUAUAUUUAGUGAUGCAUGUAUAUAUAAUAUAUCUAUAAUUUUAAACCAAAUAUAUAUAUAUAUAUAUAUAUAUAAAUGGGGACAUACGAAUGAUAAUAUGCCAAAAAUCAAUUGGCUGCUUAUUAUAUUAGAGCUUAUUCUAUUGGGUUACUCUCAGAGAAAAAAAAAUAGUUGAACACAAGAAAAUUUAAAAUCUACGGUAAAUAAUUUAAGAAUGUGGAAUAUACAUUAUUUCAUUUUAACGACACUUUUAUACUUAACGAUACAAUUUUAAGAGUAAAAAAUGGUUUGAAUAGUUAUAUAUCAAAAUAAAUACAUGUUUAGACUAAGUUGUAUUCUAUGGAUUAUUAAUCUCGGUUUAAGGUGGUUUUUGUUAAGUCAUCGGUUAUUAGAGUUUCACGUCAAAAAACUGUGAAGUGGAUGUUUAAGUGGUGUGCAUACAAAUUUUUAACCUAUUUGACCUAUUUUUACUCUUUCUUUUUUUUAACCUAGAAAAAAACUAUUUCAUUAAAAUUAAAAAUAGUUUAGACUUACGAUGUGAAUAUUAUACACAAAUGAUCUCAUGAC